GCGUCUGCCGCCCAGCAGAGAGAGCCGAUUCUGGAAAUCCCUGCUGAGAGUACGGGCACUGGUCUUGUCCAGAGAUGCGUGGUCGUGCAGAAGGGACCAGCUCGGGCUUCGGCUUCACAGUUUGUGGAGAGAGAGUCAAGCUGGUGCAGAAUGUCCGACCAGGUGGUGCAGCAGUGAAGGCCGGGGUUCAUGAAGGGGACAGAAUCAUAAAGGUGAACGGCCAGCUGGUGUCCUCCAUGUCCCAUCAGGAGGUGGUAAAGCUCAUCAAAUCUGGACCGUAUGUCGCUCUGACACUACAAGGACCGCCCCUUUCAGCCUCACUUCCCUUAGAGCCCCUCCACACGGACCUCACCAAUCAAAGAACGUCUCUGGGUGGGGAGGCCCCCCCGACUCCGCCUCCCCCCUUGCCGUCGGGACUGAGCAGUACCCCAUCGCAAAGAAUCACUGGACCCAAACCACUGCAGGACCCAGAAGUACAAAAACAUGCCACUGAGAUACUCAGGAGAAUGCUCGAGCAGGAAGAGGCUGAACUACAGGUUGAUAGAUAG
Molecule: messenger RNA, 548 nt
Organism: Notothenia coriiceps (black rockcod)
Lineage: Eukaryota; Metazoa; Chordata; Actinopteri; Perciformes; Nototheniidae
Product: rho guanine nucleotide exchange factor 11-like
Exons: 6
Coding region: 75-548 (157 amino acids)
Biological process (GO): G protein-coupled receptor signaling pathway
Cellular component (GO): cytoplasm
Molecular function (GO): G protein-coupled receptor binding; guanyl-nucleotide exchange factor activity
Source: RefSeq, a predicted model, not a curated record